Molecule: messenger RNA, 2106 nt
Organism: Paraphaeosphaeria sporulosa
Lineage: Eukaryota; Fungi; Ascomycota; Dothideomycetes; Pleosporales; Didymosphaeriaceae
Exons: 4
Coding region: 16-2034 (672 amino acids)
Biological process (GO): regulation of DNA-templated transcription
Molecular function (GO): zinc ion binding; DNA-binding transcription factor activity, RNA polymerase II-specific
Source: RefSeq, a predicted model, not a curated record
CAUCACUCGAAUUCUAUGGAGCCCGCAUCUUCCCAAGAAGAAUCGCCCGGUGUUACCAAGCUUCCCAAGAAACGGAAACUACCACCUUCGAACGGCUGGCUUCCCCACAAAGCAGAAUUCCAACGCAAACGUUCUGCUACCGCUUGCCAACUUUGUCGCACUCGAAAGACAAAAUGCGAUAACAAUCGGCCCAUAUGUUCCAAAUGCCUUGAACUCGGUGCAGAAUGUAUUUACCAAGAUCAAGCUGCUGCUGAACCUCCCCCAAGUCACAUCCUACAACGGCUGGAGUAUCUUAUUGGACUGGUGGAAUCGAAAGUGCCUAUUAAUAGUUAUGACCACUCCAUGCAUGACGAUUCCGCGGCUACUAUAACAUCACUAGCAGACACCAAUGAGACACUGCAGAAUCCGUCUUUCCACAGUCUGGUCCUUGACCGUGUCUCCACACCCGCAAGCUCUAAUCAAGUGCCCCACCAUGAGUACUUUGGCUCCAGCGAGGAUGUGUUGGGCUGGCCAAUCUUCGCAGGUAAAUACGAUCGUCGCUGGAUUGAGGCCUUGAUCUUCGACCCAACACUACCUAGUGAUGAUCUGUCUGGAACUCCCACAUCGCCCAGAGUUACUGACGACUCCCUCCGCAACAAAUUCGAAGAUCCACGGCAGGAUUCUCAUAUCAAUGCUACCAUACGUGAAGAAGACGUACUGCACCUUGUCGAAGCAUUCCUUCUCAAUGUUCACGUAAAGAAUCCAAUAUUUGACCCGAAUUAUCUGCGAAGUAUGGCGAAAGCCGUUGUGGAUCGCGGUUUCGACUGGGACGCAUCUACCUGCUUGGUUCUUACUGUGUGUGCGCUUGCUGCGAUAUCUUCAACCUUUGCCUGUCGCCCAAUUCGCGCGAUCAACACAUCCUCAGACGAUCUGGUACUUUCGGAGACCAGCCUAUCCACCACUCCAGGAUAUCAUAUGGCUGAAGCAUACUACAUUGCCUCGCGCAAACGGAUUGGGUUGCUUAAAGACACACUGCUCGCAACAGAAUGCCACUUCAUGUCUGGUGUCUAUGAGAUGUACUCAUUACGCCCUCUUCAGGCAGCUAUCUCAUUCAACCGGGCGUGCGUGACGUUCCAGACAUUAACCUGGAUGCGAACGGAGUACUACAUAACGGAAAGCCAACUCGGUAAAGCGAGAGCAAGUCGGUUGUACUGGUCCUGUCUAAAAUCAGAACACGAGGUAUCAAUCGAGAUACGGCUCCCUUCUUCAGGCUUGACGAAACUCAAUUACACGAGCGCGUUUCCACCGCCCCCUUCGGCAACGAAUACGGAGGACUGGUGCCGCAUGUAUACGCAAGUGGAGACGGACUCUCCUCACUCGACACAUUCGUUGUGGACACAAAAUGAAUUCGAGCAUGGCUGGUAUUACUAUCUGGCAGACAUCGCAGCUCGCCGCCUCUUGCAGCGAGUCAUUGAACUUUUUUACAGAAAGAGUGAAGUUGUAUGGCUGGAGUUCCCGUUCCUAACGCUUGUCCAUACAGUCGAAGAACUGGACAGACAGCUCUUAGAAUGGCAUCGUGCUCUACCCGGCGUAAUAUCUUUCGACAUCGAGAGCACCGCCGCCAACGACGAGUUGUCGUUUCAUUUGCAAGCGCGAGCUUUGGAAAUCAAAGAGCGCAUUUAUCGCCCCUUCCUGUACCGCAUGAUAUACCAAAAGGGAGUUCACGACUUUUCCGAUCAAAAUGCACUUCAGCCGUUCGCUACAUCGCAUGCCAUUACGUGCUCAAAGCUGAUACAGCAGUGGAACAUACGGCAUCGCCAUCACGGCACGUGGUUAAUGUCAAGGCAGAGCUUCGCGUGCGCUCUUCUCCUGCUCGCAGGAAGACGGGCUGGGAUCAAGGUCCUCCCUGAUGAGCAAUGUAGUGGGAGUGUCCAAGCCUCUAUAGCUACUUUGAAGUUCUGGGAAGAUGAGGCGCCCGAUCUAAAAGCGUCUCGUCAGAUCUUGGAAGACAUUUACAGCCAGCUGCAUGAGCAGCAUGCAUCGACGACUGUAUGACCACGAAACUACUACAUCACAGAUCAAAUAUAGACAGACAAGUCGUAUCCGACCGUUAAUGAAGCAGCAGCU